AUUAAUGAUGAUGCUAGGAAGAGGACAAGAAGACUUGAAGUCACAGAAGACUGAACUUCCCGGAGACAUUUCGGGGAAGCUUGACGUCUUGUUGAUGGACUCCGACGACGGAAGCGAGCUCUCCUUCGAGCGUUUGGUCGAAGAAGAUAAAGUAGAGGAGAUUAUGCAAGAGCUUUACAAAGAAAUUACAUUAGCUACCUCUUCUUCCAACACUUAUCCGCCAUCAACAAUCAGUGAGAGCUGCGGGGCUUCAAUGUCCGACUUGUCGUCCACGGUGAUGGCUGGCAUUGAAUUCGUGGGACCCACCAAGAAGAUGCCCGACAUAAAGGGAGGGUUACCAGAGACCGGAAACGGGUCAUCGGACAACGAGUUGCGGAUAAUGAAAAUGGGGUUUGACGAUAAUAACAAUGUAGUAAUAGGCGGAGGAGGUAAAGGAGAAGCAGACAAAAUGGAGGUUGACGAUGACCAAUGGCUAGCAAGAGUUCUAGGGUGGGGUCCAUUGGAACUCGAGGAAUGGACCUGA
Molecule: messenger RNA, 523 nt
Organism: Hibiscus syriacus
Lineage: Eukaryota; Viridiplantae; Streptophyta; Magnoliopsida; Malvales; Malvaceae
Exons: 2
Coding region: 5-523 (172 amino acids)
Source: RefSeq, a predicted model, not a curated record